Messenger RNA from Misgurnus anguillicaudatus (oriental weatherfish), 1737 nucleotides. RefSeq names its product retinol dehydrogenase 10b (gene rdh10b). Gene Ontology annotation, cellular component: lipid droplet. The record is from RefSeq and is a predicted model, not a curated record. Lineage: Eukaryota; Metazoa; Chordata; Actinopteri; Cypriniformes; Cobitidae. Gene Ontology annotation, molecular function: oxidoreductase activity, acting on the CH-OH group of donors, NAD or NADP as acceptor.
GUACACCUAAAAAGACAUUAAGUUGAAAGAGAAUCUGAAAAUAACGUUACUUCGUGUAAAUAUGACGCACACGCCAAUACUGUUGCAUAGCUGGCUGAAUCAACAUGGGUGGGAAGUUAUGAAGCAUGUCCGAUCGUAUUUAAAGAGCUCGAGAUCCACACUAAACGAACAUUGUUAUGGGUAGACUUCUUCCUGAAGCUGUGGGAAUUAACUUGCGUUUAAGUUCCGACAAGGUCUUUUUGUUUCGGCUGUAUUUCUGAGGAUUCUGACUUGUUUGGUUUUGGUUCCACACACUACUGCAUCAUGAAUAUCGUCGCUGAAUUGUUUGUGGUCACUUUCAAAAUAAUCUGGUCGUUUGUGUUGGCUGGAGGUAAAUGGUUUAUUAGUCCACGCGAGAAAAGUGUGGAGGGUCAGGUAUGUGUUAUUACCGGUGCGGGUAGCGGUCUAGGUCGGCUCUUUGCGCUCGAGUUUGCUCGGAGACGAGCGACUCUUGUACUUUGGGACAUAAACAGACAGAGUAACGAAGAAACAGCCGAACUGGUGCGUGAAAUCUACAAAGAGAUGAGCUGCACUGAAGGGUCUUCAGGCAGUGUUCAAGAGUUGCCUCUGUUUCAACCAAAAGUUUAUACGUACGUCUGCGACGUGAGUAAACGCGAGAGUGUAUAUUCUACGGCAGAAAAGGCGCGCAAAGAUGUGGGCAAUAUCGACGUGUUGAUCAAUAACGCUGGAGUUGUCUCAGGACAUCAUCUUCUCGAGUGCCCGGACGAGCUCAUUGAAAGAACAAUGAUGGUCAACUGCCAUGCUCACUUCUGGACUACCAAAGCUUUCCUUCCCACAAUGCUGGAGAUGAAUCAUGGACACAUUGUAACUGUAGCCAGCUCUUUGGGUUUGUUCACCACUGCUGGUGUAGAGGACUAUUGUGCAAGCAAGUUUGGUGCUAUAGGUUUUCAUGAGUCUUUGAGCCAUGAAAUGAAAGCAGCAGAUAAGGAUGGAAUCAAGAUGACUCUUGUCUGUCCCUUUUUGGUAGACACUGGAAUGUUCAAAGGCUGUAAAAUUAGGAAAGAAAUGGCUCCAUUUUUUCCACCACUAAAGCCCGAGUACUGUGUACAACAAGCCAUGAGAGCGAUACUAACAGACCAACCAAUGAUCUGCACGCCACGAGUCAUGUACAUGGUCACCCUCAUGAAAACAAUUUUGCCAUUUGAUGCUGUUGUAUGCAUGUACAGAUUUAUCGGUGCUGAUAAAUGUAUGUACCCCUUCCUGGCGCAACGAAAGGAGUCCACAAACAACAAUGAAUCAAAGACCGGGAUCUAACUGGUUUAACUUGGAGCAAUGAUGCUAAAUUCUGUGUAGUUCCACUGGAACAGUGACCAUUUAGAUUUUUUCAAAUUAUGUUUAUGUGGCAACUGUAAAAUUUGCAAAUUGCAAAAUGACACAUUUAGAACAUAAUGUACCAAUAAGCUUUAAUCUAUGAAAUGUUUCGUGUUGUUAAGAUUGCACAAAAAUGCCUUUUCCCUAUUUAUAUGUAUUCAGUUAUAUUUGUCUGUCAUGUGGUAAUUUUUUUUUCUCUUAACAUUCCAUGAUCUUGUCACUUUAGAGGAUUUAUCCUCCAUAUAACACUAAAAUAUGCACUGUGUGUAUUGAAAGUAUUUCUACUUGCAACCAAAUGACUGUCAAAAGAUUUUUAGAAAACUACCACAAUUGCUUAUUGUUAAAUAAAUACUCACUUCAAAUAAA